CGGGUCCUGUGGGCGGUGCGGGAUGCUCGUUCAAUGAAACCUGUGCUCGGGCGUCUGACACUGAGCUUGUUGAACGCGGGAGGCGGGAUCGCCGGUGAUCUUCACUUUGUUCAGAGAGCAGCAGUAGCAGCGAUGUUCCACUUCUUCAGAAAGCCUCCAGAGUCUAAAAAGCCUUCGGUAUCGGAGACGGAAGCAGAUGGGUUUGUCCUCUUAGGCACAGGUGCUGAUACUGGUAACACACUGGUGAACAUGACAGAAACCCUUGCAUUCACAGAAGCGUAUUGCCAAGAGAGCUUAUAUUCUGGCGAUAAACCAAAUGAGCCAGGAGAUAAAACUUCGGAAGCAGAAGACAGCCAACCUCUGGAGGCCGGCAGGGGAAGUUCAGCCAGCGUGACUGUCACAGGAGCCCCUGAGACGGACCGUGGGGCAGGCCAGACGCUGGAGAGCAGCACGCUGACGGCCGAGCUCCUGAGCGACGUGCCCUUCACCUUGGCCCCGCACAUCCUGGCCGUGCAGGGCACCGUGAGUGACCUUCCCGACCAUUUACUCUCCUAUGACAUCAGCGAAAACUUAUCACGAUUUUGGUAUGAUUUCACUCUGGAAAACUCGGUGCUUUGUGAUUCAUAGCUUUUGUGUCUGUGUGUUCCUUAACAGCUUUAAAAAGAAAAAAAGGGUUGCCUGUUUCCUUUAACUUAUUUGGCAUCGUGUUAUCAUUUCACCCUUUUAAAGGCCCUCGGAGAAGCAAAGACCUUUGAACAAAUAAAAUAGCAUCAUGUUCGUUGUUUUAUUCUGUAGAAUCAAUUACAGAUGUAUAAAAAAUGGACCUUCAGACUACUUCCCUUCCCUCACAUCAUAAGUAUAAAAAUGGAGCCAUCACGGCUGUAUGAAGGAAGAGGCUGCUGCAUCUGAUCCCCCACACUGCAACCCGCGAAGAGAGCCGGGGCGUUCCCUUCGUUCCCAGACCCUGCGGCCUGAGCCUAGGUUGCGGGGGAAGUCUCUUCCCUGGCUGGCAGGAGGGGGAAGUUCAUUGUAUUCCUCCCUCUUCCACACGGGGUGUGAAUCAGUUCAGAAAAACGUUUCCCGUUAACUUAAUUUCUUCAGUCUCCAUGUAGACACACAGCUGAGGACAUUUGAAACUUCUAACCAACAGCAAUAGCUCGCUGAUACAGAAAUACUGUAAGCACUCAGACUCAGUAGCUGGUUCCUGAGCAUACACUUGAGUUUUCUGAGACCCGCAGCCGCUCUUCCCGCCCUCCAUCAUCACUGUGUUUCCACCUUUGUUCUUUUCCCUUUCCCACUUCUGAACAUGCUAUGCAACCAGCUUCUUGGAGACCUUCCUGCUUCUGCCUCAGCUGGCAUUUUCUCUUCCUACCGCAUGCAUUUCUAGUGUCUGAAAAGGCCUCCAUUUCAUUUCCAGCCUCGCCGCCUCUUGGGUAAAGACAUUUCCUGAUGACAUUAUUGCUCAUGGCUCCCUUACUCAGAAAUUUGUUGCCACAUUACAGGUGGAAAUGUUUUACAAAUUCUAAAUUCGAUUCGUUUCCCAGUAGAGUGUAGGCAAAAUACCUGGAUAUGACUUUUAGUUCUUGGAUGUCUAUUUUUUAUUCCAACUAAAACUGAGGGGAACUGCCACUGGUCAACAAACUGUAAAGGGAAGAGUUAAAUUGUGAAUUUUCUAUCCCAUGAAAAAUUGAAGUCACAUUUAUGGUGAUUAGUAGCAAUAUCAUUUAUUAUUCUGUGCCAAAAUUUCAAGUCUAUUUUUUUGUAAAAAUGGAGUGCCGUAGCAAAACUAAACACUGUGCAUAAAGGUACAUAAAUUAUUCAAGUUUUAAUGUGCUAUGCAUGUUUAGUAAAUAUGAGAUGGUUUUAGUAAAGAUAUUAUAUUAUUUAAAGUUAAAGGAAUAUUUCUAUUGGAAAAAAUGUGUUUUAUUUAUAAUAAUGUUAUCAUAGGAGAUUAAUGAUUAAAUUAUAUCUUUACAUCCUUUUCAUAAAACAUCAGUCUAGGAAAUAAUACUUUUUACCAACAAAUGUGAACAUUUUGUAGCACUUUUAGUGAAUACCUGUCUUUUCCAAACAUCUGUGUACUCUUAAAAUUAAAUGUAAGCAUAUAGUAAAUUUGUCUAAUAUAUGUGUUAAAUUUUGUCUAAAAUACACAUUUCAUUUGCUUUCAUGUUUACCAUGUUAUAAGUAUAUGUAUAAGUAUUUUCAUGUGUCUACAGAAUUGUUAUAUUUAAAUAAAUAUGAAUUAAAAUAAA
This is a messenger RNA of Chinchilla lanigera (long-tailed chinchilla), 2252 nucleotides long. RefSeq names its product UBAP1-MVB12-associated (UMA) domain containing 1 (gene Umad1). The transcript is spliced from 5 exons. The record is from RefSeq and is a predicted model, not a curated record. Lineage: Eukaryota; Metazoa; Chordata; Mammalia; Rodentia; Chinchillidae. Bases 34 to 627 code for a protein of 197 amino acids.